AUGGGAGGAGGUUUUGCUAUUGGUUCCGCCUUUGAUUCUAAAUCUGGCCAAAUCAUAAUGGCUGCUUUACUUUUGAUGAUUGUUUCCUUUUACGCCGGAACCCUUUUUGGCAACAAUGCUCCCCUUUACAUCUCAAACCUCCCAUCUUCAUCCAACACUUUCUCUUCUAAUGGAACUUUCAGAUUUACUAACAAACUUGCUCUCACUUACCGCAAAACUCCCUUGCUAAUUCCUCACACUGGGGUUACUGUAUGCCCCUUGAGGUUUAAUGAGUAUAUUCCCUGCCACGAUGUUUCCUAUGUCACAACAUUGAUGCCUAAUCUUGAUGUUUCAAGAAAACAAGACUUGGAGAGACACUGUCCUCCACUUGAAAACCGCUUAUUUUGCUUGGUUCCACCACCCAAGAAUUAUAAAAUACCUAUCAAAUGGCCUCUUAGCAGGGAUUAUGUUUGGCGUAGUAAUGUCAAUCAUACACAUCUUGCUGAGGUCAAAGGAGGCCAAAAUUGGGUCCAUCCAAAGGAUCAGCUAUGGUGGUUUCCUGGUGGUGGUACGCAUUUCAAGAAUGGAGCAUCCGAGUACAUAGAGAGGUUAGGACAUAUGAUUACAAAUGAGACUGGCGAUCUACGUUCUGCGGGCAUAGUUCAAGUUCUGGAUCUUGGCUGUGGCGUGGCCAGUUUUUCAGCUUAUCUUCUUGCUUUGGAUAUACGAACUAUGUCCUUUGCCCCCAAGGAUGGUCACGAAAAUCAGAUUCAAUUUGCAUUAGAGCGAGGAAUUGGUGCAAUGAUUUCUGCCAUGUCCACAAAACAAUUACCAUUUCCUACAGGGUCAUUUGAAAUGAUUCACUGUUCAAGAUGCCGUAUAGACUUUCAUGAAAAUGAUGGGAUUUUGAUAAAGGAGUUGGAUCGCCUUCUUCGCCCGAAUGGUUAUUUUGUUUAUUCAGCACCACCAGCUUACAGAAAAGAUAAAGAUUUUCCUGUCAUUUGGGAUAAGUUGGUGAACUUAACAACAGCAAUGUGCUGGAGACUCAUUGCUCGUAAAGUUCAAACUGCAAUAUGGAUUAAAGAAAAUAGUCAGCCCUCCUGUCUUUUAAAAAAUGCAAAACAAAAGGUUAUAGAUGUCUGUGAUGUGGAUGAUGAAUCUAAACCUUCAUGGAAUAUCCCACUUAAGAACUGUAUACAAGUCAGAAAUUCUAAUACAGAAUUGUACAAGCUACCUCCAAGUCAUGAGCGCCUUUCGGUGUUUUCUGAAAGGCUGAACAAGAUAGGUAUAAAUCGAGAUGAAUUUACAUCAGAUUCUCUCUUCUGGCAAGACCAGAUUCGUCAUUACUGGAAACUGAUGAAUGUCAAAGAAACAGACAUACGCAAUGUGAUGGAUAUGAAUGCCUUUUAUGGUGGAUUUGCUGUUGCAUUGAACAACUUUCCUGUUUGGGUAAUGAAUGUUAUUCCUGCAAGCAUGAAGAACACCUUAUCCGGAAUUUAUGACCGGGGUUUGAUUGGGACUUUUCAUGAUUGGUGUGAACCAUUUUCAAGUUAUCCUCGUACUUAUGAUCUUUUACACGUCAACUACCUCUUUUCCCACUACAAAAACAUAGGGGAAGGUUGUGCAUUGGAGGAUAUCAUGCUGGAGAUGGAUCGUCUUUUACGACCACUGGGAUUUAUUAUCAUUAGGGAUGAGGAACAUAUUAUGUCAAGAAUCAAUGAGUUAGCCCCAAAAUUCCUUUGGGAUGUAGAGUCACAUUUGCUUGAGAACAAAGAAAAGAAGAUGGAAACUGUUUUGAUUUGUAGAAAAAAGUUUUGGGCAAUCCUCUAA
Lathyrus sativus (Indian pea) is the source of this 1809-nucleotide messenger RNA. The record is from the annotation of a GenBank genome assembly. NCBI's taxonomy places the organism in Eukaryota, Viridiplantae, Streptophyta, Magnoliopsida, Fabales, Fabaceae.